GUUUUUGUUCGUUUGAAAGACGUCCUGACCUUUCGCGUAUAUGACACGCCUUUUUGGGAAGGUCUUUUAGGAGGUCCGAAGAAACUUGCCCUACACGGCCGCCGGCGCUCAGGUAGUGCUCUCGUGUGUCUCCUCUCCCAGGACCGACUUUCGUCUUUGGCCUGACGCGUUUCUCUUCUGCACGUUGUUGGUCCGUGUUCGUGCCCCUCUCCCCACUGGAGUUCUUUUUCCUAAGAAGAAACGAGCUUUGCCCCUGCCCCGUAGUUCUUUGUCGUUGUGGCGAAAGUGUCGUUUUCCAGAGGGUUCAGCGCCGCUCUGCACAGCCGUUGCCUUCUGCUUUUUUUUCGACUACUUGCCUCCACCACGUUUGCCAUCGUCUCUGACACAGUUCUCCUUUUCGCCGACUCCAUCUUUCAAGUUCCCCCUCCAGCGUCGUACCCCCGUCGCUCGCGGACGAAGUCCCGUUGCUCGACUAACGCUUUCCGUCCGUCGCGUCCCUUCCUCUCUUCUCUUCAUUUGAAGAAAAUGCCUGCCCCUGCUGCGAGCGGCGCUGCCGCCGUUCUCUCAAAAGAUAUCGCACGGUCCUUCCGGUGGAUGCAGGCGUUUGCUGCCGUGAAGGGGAAGCCGACAGCGGGAUCGUGCGCGGCGGGAACUGCGGUGGUUAACCCCGAAGACCCGACCAAGGUGACCCUCAAGGGGCGGUACACGAACUUCUCUCUGCAGCACAUUUGGGAGAAGUACGACUAUUUGCAGACACACUUGCUGUUGAGAGAAUGCAUGCUCUCUCAGGUUGCGAAAAACCCCCGCCUCCUGGACCCGGAAAUCAACGCUGGCCUCACACCGACUGUGUUCAUGCGCGUGCCGCCAGAGACCCAGGAUCCAGAGACGCAGGCAAAGGCGGCGCCUCAAAAGGGACAGGCCAAUUAAGUCGAAAUACAAUGUCGUGUGAGCCUGAGAAUACGGACGUUUGCGAGGCGGGACCAGAUGCGUUUAUUCGCUUGGGUAUGCAGAUAUAGGCGUAUAUGCAACAGUGUGUACACUCGCACCUGUCUGUGUGGCUUCACUCGUGAAGUAGACGCGCAGUUCAAGCCUUGACAUGCUCUUUCGGAGACUGCCUCUUCGCUUACAUCCAGCAAUAUUGUUGCAUAGCUCGUGCAUGCAUGCGAAUCCUCGUGGUGAAACGCAGCUCCGGAGGACACAAAGCAGUGAGGGUAUUUAGGAUGCCCGGAACUGCAUAGAGUGUGUGUUUCGAGAAACGCUUCAUUUCGAGUGCUUUAUCCAUUCGCUUGCUUCACCCAUCACCACAGGGGAAUUGGCGAAUGCCAAUGCCACAGAAAACUCAUCGCCGAAAAAGCGGGUCUACGACCUCUUGGUUGCUAGAAAAUGCCCCGGCGACUGGUGUGGCAUCGUGCACUACACAGGCGGGUCUGCUGGCAACUCUUAUGUGACACUAUCGUCCAUGGCAAGACGGGGUACGUACAGCUUAGCUUAUUAGAAUAUGUGUAUAUGAUAGUCGUACUAGAAACACGUGCACAAAAUGCUGAGAUCUGUUCUCAAGAAGCUAUCCGCGCUGUCAAUUGCCCUCCUAGUAGAGUAACGCCAGGAGAGAAGCUUCAAAGUAGUCUCGCUUAGUUUUGGGAAGCGCUUCUCCUCGAGGCUGGAUUCAUGUACACGUUUUUUGGGAACUCCAGGUUUUUUCCAGGUUCCCUUUCAUCACCAGCCUCGGGCAAGAGGUAUUACAUCGCGCAAAAAUGACGUGCAUUCACAACUGAACCGUACCGGGAUCGCUUUCUUGUAUCGUCGCAGACACACAAGAAUGAGUCCAAGACACACUGUAUUGUUUCACUUCGAAGAACGCAACUUGUUUAGAACGAAGAAACGCGAGGCUGAUGCUUCUGUCGUGCGGCAGACGUCACGGAAUUCUCAAUGGUCUGUAGCACUGUUUUGAGGCGGAAAGGUAGCCUAGUCUGAGGUAUUGCAUUUCUGUCGACUCCACUGCCUUGUUCGCUCAAAAAGGAAUCCGUCAAACGGGGC
Messenger RNA from Toxoplasma gondii ME49, 2034 nucleotides. RefSeq lists its product as hypothetical. NCBI's taxonomy places the organism in Eukaryota, Apicomplexa, Conoidasida, Eucoccidiorida, Sarcocystidae. The record is from RefSeq and is a predicted model, not a curated record. Bases 526 to 927 code for a protein of 133 amino acids. The transcript has a single exon.